GGCUCGCCAGCCAGCAAUCAUUGGUAGCCACGACAGGUGUAAGAUAGCGUUCAAUUGAGUUUGCUCGACAGUGCAAAUCAAUCAUUUUUUUCUUUAUUUCGCUGUUGUCGAUGGUUUUGUCUUUCUCGAACGACUUGCAUACAAACCAAGUUACACUGGCUGCGAAGAAAGCGAGAGAGAAGAUCGUAGAAGGUAACCAGCGCUCUGCAGGUGUCGUUUUUAGCAGCGUAAAGCCGAUAGGCAAAAGACCGAUGACGAUUCCGUUUUGAAGUCGCCAAACUUUUAAAAGUUACCAAUUAAUAGCUUUUCUUGAGCCACUGGUUAUAUAAACAAUGAUGAAUGCAAGCCUUAGAGACAAUGGGGCCAUCUCGCUAACGUGUAGUUUUGUCAACGUUACGUUUUAUGGCGAUCGUCAGGAACUUGCGUUUAAUAUAUCGGCCUGCGUACUCAAUGGUCUUUUCGCGAUAAGUUCCACUCUGUUCAACAGCGUGGUGUUGUUCGCUGUAUGGAAGACUAGAGCCCUGCAUACUCCAUCGAACACUUUACUCAGCGGUCUGGCGGCAUCCAAUCUGGCAGUUGGUUGUGUACUGCAGCCGUUAUAUAUCGCCAUGAAAUUACUGGAGAUUCAUCAGGUUCUAGCACCGUAUUGCCAUCUCAGGAUAGCAUUGGAAACCUUGACUAUGGUGGUAUCCGGGACUUCGUUUCUAACUCUAACCUUCAUCGCAGUGGAGCGCUAUUUAGCUUUGUAUUUGCACCUUAGAUACAAAGCCAUCAUCACGUGUCAGAGGAUGGCAAUCUGCCUGGCUAUCUCGUGGCUACUUCCAGUUAUAGGGGCACUCUCCAGAUUUCGGUUGAGCCCUCGAGCCGUCGCCUCCAUCGCGGGUUCAAUCAUCAUUGCCUGUUUGCUGUUGAACAUCUGGGCGUACUUCCAGAUAUUUCGUUUUGUCAAACGUCACACCACGCAGAUCGAAAAUAUAACAUCCCGCUUGCAAGUAUCUGGCUCCACAGUGGAAAUUUCAAAGUAUAACAAAACCGUCGUUACCAUGGCAACUCUCCUCCUGACUUUGAUCGUCAGCUAUGCGUCAUUCGUCGGCGUUACCAACGCAAUAGCGUUUGGCGGGAAACGCAAACGAUCUCUUUCUACAGCUUACACUGUUCUUGCUAUUUGGAUUUAUGCCACCUCUUCCUUGAACCCAGUUUUUUAUUGCUGGCGAUUGCGGGAUUUUCGUCAGGCAGUAAUUAAAAUAAUUUUUAAUGAAAGACAGUGACUUUCUAUAAGAACUUUGGCGAUUUUCGAGAAGUCGUUUAUAUAUAACGGUAUCUGAAUUGAAGAAUAAUCCAGCUUAUUUAUCAGUUAUGUUUGUGCCUUUGAAACUCUGCAAUACCCAGAACAGUAGGAUUUUUUAUCUUAACAUAACAUGUUAAAAACAAUUGCAUUUGUUAUGUAACUGAGAAAAUUACUUCACUGUGAUUGGCUGAGAGCAGACAAAUUUAUUGUUAAUUUUUAAUUUGCACUGCAGUGCACAUAAACGCGCGUGAUUCGUGAUUUUUCCAGUCAAAUGAUAAAUGAAUGUAAUCGUAUGAAGGCUCGAGCAAUUUAAGUAUUUACACUACUCGUGAUAUUUGAAAAUUCUUUCAAUUUGCACUCGCCUAAAAGCUCGUGCAAUUUUGAGAGAAUUUUCAAAUAUCAACCAUAGAGUGAGUCCUUAAUUGCCCUUACAUUCAUACGAUUGCCUAUAUUUAUAGAAGGAGUUGUGGGCUCUGUGCUGGUUCAGACGAAUUGAGCAUAACAGCUAGUAAACUCAACUGCUGAAUAGACAGUUCAAAGCAAAUGGCCAAAAGUAUUUUAAACUGCCUCAGUGGCGAAUUCCAGCCUAAUCUCUGUCCCUCAUUUUUGUGAGAAAAACCUUUGAGAGGAGCUUGUUGUUAGCUUCGAUGUAUUAUUAGACUCUCAGAACGAAAAUUGAAAGAAACAUAUAGUACUU
Messenger RNA from Orbicella faveolata, 1985 nucleotides. RefSeq names its product adenosine receptor A1-like. Gene Ontology annotation, molecular function: G protein-coupled receptor activity. Gene Ontology annotation, cellular component: membrane. The record is from RefSeq and is a predicted model, not a curated record. Gene Ontology annotation, biological process: G protein-coupled receptor signaling pathway. Lineage: Eukaryota; Metazoa; Cnidaria; Anthozoa; Scleractinia; Merulinidae.